Messenger RNA from Megalobrama amblycephala (Wuchang bream), 2011 nucleotides. Its product is annotated as zinc finger protein 750-like. The record is from RefSeq and is a predicted model, not a curated record. Gene Ontology annotation, biological process: epidermis development; positive regulation of transcription by RNA polymerase II. Bases 368 to 1870 code for a protein of 500 amino acids. Lineage: Eukaryota; Metazoa; Chordata; Actinopteri; Cypriniformes; Xenocyprididae. The transcript is spliced from 2 exons. Gene Ontology annotation, molecular function: promoter-specific chromatin binding; RNA polymerase II cis-regulatory region sequence-specific DNA binding; DNA-binding transcription activator activity, RNA polymerase II-specific. Gene Ontology annotation, cellular component: nucleus.
AAUUUACAAUAAAACAAGAGCAGUAAAUUACUGUCAGCAUCAUUUUGCUGUUGAUUAACAGUAAUUUGUAAUCAAAUGCAUUAAUUUCACUGUAAAUUUCCCGAUUACAGUAAUUUAUUGUAAAAUAAUACCCUUUAAUCCUGUAAAUUCCUGGCAAUUACAAUUUACAGUAGAUCUCAACCAUUUGAAAGAGUAAAUAAUAGACUAAAGAUUGCACCACAAACCACAAACUGCACUGUUUUUUUUAUCCAGAUGUCUAUUAAUGGAUUAAAUCAUUGUCUUUUAUAGGGUAAUUUAUGUGUUGCCAGGUUGAAAAACAACCAUUAUCCUUCUCUGCAAACAAGAUCAACUACACGACUUUAUCACGAUGAACAUCCCUGUGAAAGAGCGCAAACCGAAGAAGCCUCACUACGUCCCUCGUCCGGCCGGAAAGCCGUUCAGAUACCAGUGCUUCCAGUGUCCCUUCACCUGCAACCAGAAAUCCCACCUGUUCAACCACAUGAAGUACAACCUGUGCGACGUCUCCAUCUCCAUCAGCUCCAGACUCAGCAGACGCAGCUCCGCCAACCUCUCACCGCACGUGGAUGAAGACGCACCUUCAGAGGAGGACGUGGACGUCCCUGCAACACGUCCUGCGGAGAUCCAAGUGGAGUCUGAAGCGUCAGAUCCUCCAGCGGUGUCAUCGUCGGCGGACGAUUGUGAGGAAACGGCCUCGACCGUACGCAAACCAGAAGCGCUCCGUCCUCACAGUCCCGGGUCCGUCUGGAGGCCUCCGGUCUCGUUCACUCCCACCGAAAACAACAAGCCACACCUGCAGGAACGAACGGAGGACUUUGCGUACCAUCCGGGGUUUCAUUUACCUCUCCAUCCUCAUUAUAACCCUUACGUCUACGAGCCCGUCCCUCACCCUUACGUCCUGGACACUCGCGGACUGUUUCCACAGACGCUGUUCCCGGUGACGACACUGUCUCUGAUGCCGGAGGAGUAUUUCAGGUACUACUACACAAUCCCGGCUCCCAGCUACCAUCCGCCGUACUCAUUCCAGCCGGUGAUGGACGUCAGCUCUGCGUUUGCAGCACCGCCGCGGCACCUGUAUGACCCGUAUGCUGGGCUCGUAAUGAAUCUGAAGGGGAAGGAGGUUCAGGUGAGUCCGCAGACGGGACGCUCCGCUGCUGGAUCACCUGACAGACCUGACGGCUUUGAUCAUUCCCAGCAGCCACCACAUGGGAGGGAUGCAGUAACAGCCAGCCAAUCAGGAGAGAGGGGCGUGGCCACACAGCCACAAGAGGACAGGAGCCCCUUUGAGAGGUUAUCAGAGAUGGAGAGAGGGGGAAAUGACAGAUUUGAUGACGAUACUUUGGUCCCUCUCAAUCUCUCCAGAAGAGACAGUCCUCUGAACCUGUCAAUGAAGAUGUCUACAGCUCCAUCAGACAGCCAAUCACAGAGCUGCUUGAUGACUGAGGGGAUUAUGGGUGCUGUGACAUCACAAGAGGAUGAUCAUUUAUCAGUAGAGAAGACGGCCGCGUUUGCUCUCUGUCAGCUGGCCCAGUCCGGUGUUUCAGACCUCAGCAGAAACUCUCAUUCAAACAUCUCUCAUGAGCAAAUAACAAACCUUCCCACCUCGGCCCAGAGUCCUGCGUCUGAUCACAUGGAGCUCACGCAAACAGCUUCCACUUCUCCAGAUGUUAAAUCAGAUACAGAUGUAGAAUGCCCCGCCCCUUCCGCCGCUGAAGUCUCCGCCUCCUCGUCAGGUGAUGCCAGUCAAACACGGACAAAAAGACACGGAAAACGCAACAUGAAGAGAAAACAGACGAGCAGCAAACACAAUCUGAGGAAGAGAAUUCGCCGUCAGAAAAUCACCACAGAAUGAGACUCUUUUAUAUAACCAACUAUAUAACCAUCAUGUGAAGCACUGAAUCAUAUUUAUAUUUGUAAAACACUGCUUUUUUUGAUUGUUUCAUGAGGUUUUCAUGCUGACAUGUGUAAAAUAAAGACUCAAACUGGUUUGAAA